GCUUUUGUAGCGGCUUCAGUUCCUGGCGAGGCGGAAAAAAAUGGACGUGAAAGAAAGCAAAACGGAGAUCUUCUCUCCCCGUCCGAUCUUCAACUACAGUGAAACCCUGCGGUUUUGGAAGAGAAGAGAGGGGAGGCUGGUGCCAGACUUUGUCCUCAGGGCUUUCAUGGCAGCUGGAGAUGAUAUUAGAGUCCGAGAAGAGCUUCAUGGACAAAACGGCAGAUCCAUUUCAGGUGGCCCCCCCCAAUACGCCUUGACCUUGCUGUGGUGGUCAGUGACAAUCCUUUUUCUGUGCGGGCUGCUGUGGUUGCUGAUGUGGGAUAGAUUCGUCCCAAACCUCUUCGCAGAAGACUGCAACUGCCACAGCCUCUUCGAGGUCCUCGGUUGGGAUAUCAUGGGAUCACUGCCCGAUAUGUUGUAAAUUUCGAAGUGUACAUUCGGAUUUGAGGGACUGUAUAAAAUACAAUUAUUGACAUAUUUGUUUUUCUCAACGUCAAUAACAAGUGUUUCGAAAAAUGGGAAUUGAUCAUGUAAAGCGUAUUUUUUAAAGGAUGUAUUUAGACCCGUGAAGUUCCGGGGUAGAAUAGGUCUUCAGCAACCCAUGCUUGCCGUAAAAGGCGACUAUGCUUGUCGUAAGAGGCGACUAACGGGAUCGGGUGGUGAUGCAUGUCAUCGAUCCCAAUU
Molecule: messenger RNA, 684 nt
Organism: Haliotis rufescens (red abalone)
Lineage: Eukaryota; Metazoa; Mollusca; Gastropoda; Lepetellida; Haliotidae
Exons: 3
Coding region: 41-421 (126 amino acids)
Source: RefSeq, a predicted model, not a curated record